UCUAUAACCCUGUAGUCACUGUCAGGGAGAGAGUCGUCACCCAUGAGCCCUCAGUUUCACAUUUAGCCGCUCAGAUAUGUGUAAUUUUCAUGACGAAUACAGGAAUUCUUGUCGCCAUUUUCUCAGCAGCUGCCACUCUCAGUUAUCACUUAAUCAGCAGCAAGGUUGUUCCACUCAUACACCAGAUGGCUUAUUUCACUUGAUAUUGAAUUGAAAUUGCACGCUGGGAGCACUCAAAUAUUGGUGGUUAUGGAGCUGAAAGUUACUGUUUGUGGUUCCUUUUUAUAUCAAUGUUUUUGUUAUUUAUUUUUCUAUAUCAAACAUAAUCAUUUAUCACUAAUGCAGGUGAAUUAGAUCUUAUAAGCUUUGCACAAUGGUGCAGGGUGGUACUCAUUUUAUUGCAUGUUUAGAUGAGAAGUUUAUUUAUUUCACACGCCUUGCAUUCUCUGCUGGCAUUGGAGCAGUGCUUGUUGGUUAUUUUACAGGAGUUUUGACUAUUUCCUCCUUGUAUUUUCCAAAUGGUUUCCAAUAUGUUCCGCAUGCAAACCUUGUUAUCAUGGCUAUAGUAGGGGCAAUGUUUGGUGCGGCGUUUGGUUGUUGGACUAAUGACUCUUUAGGUAAAAAACGUUCAGUUUUGAUGGCUGAUGUUGUGACGUUCCUUGCUACAAUGCUCGUGGCUUUUUCUUCAGUGCCUUCCCUUGUAGUUGAUGGAACUAUGAUUGUGGGAUUUGGAGUUGGAAUGGUUUCUAUGACUUCGUCUCUAUACAUAUUAGAGGCUUCUCCUCCCAGACUCCGAAGUUCCUUCGACUGCUUUAGCAGUUUGCUUAUUGUAGUAGGGCAAGCUCUGUCCUACCGUGUCAAUCUAUUUUUUACCGAGGAACCAAGAACCUGGAGUUGCAUGAUUGGAGUAGUAUGGAUUCCGGCUCUAGUUCAGUUUAUGCUGAUUUGGUUCCUUCCUGAGUCCCCGAAGUGGUUCUACAGAGAGGUUAUUGCUGUUCUAGUUUCCUGCUUCUUAUAUUCCAUUUUCUACAGAUGAAGCUUUUUAUUUACAAUAGAUUUUAAAUUACUGGCAUAACAUGUAGCUACACCCAACUGUCACUUUUUUCCUUGAAGCUAAUUGUGUCUACUCUAGUUUAGAAACUUCUAAUUUUACUUCAUAGAGAAAAUAUUGUCUAUAUCCUUUGAAGUAAUGCCAAAUUCAAUUUUCUGUAUCUGUUUUAA
Papaver somniferum (opium poppy) is the source of this 1221-nucleotide messenger RNA. Its product is annotated as inositol transporter 4-like. The coding region runs from base 374 to 1036 and encodes 220 amino acids. Lineage: Eukaryota; Viridiplantae; Streptophyta; Magnoliopsida; Ranunculales; Papaveraceae. The transcript is spliced from 5 exons. Gene Ontology annotation, biological process: transmembrane transport. Gene Ontology annotation, cellular component: membrane. The record is from RefSeq and is a predicted model, not a curated record. Gene Ontology annotation, molecular function: myo-inositol:proton symporter activity.